Molecule: messenger RNA, 336 nt
Organism: Entrophospora sp. SA101
Lineage: Eukaryota; Fungi; Glomeromycota; Glomeromycetes; Entrophosporales; Entrophosporaceae
Source: the annotation of a GenBank genome assembly
AUGGUGGUAAAUGCUAUUCCACAUCAACUUCUUAAAAGAACUACUACCUUUAAUCAAUGUCCUCCUAUAAACCCUGGAGAACAACCACCACCUCAACUUAAUGUCGUACUUUCAUCUGAUCCUACUCCAAUAGGUGAUCCAACUACCGCGCCAACCGACCCUAAAACACCAUUUUCUCAAGUAUUGAAUGUUAUUGUGCCAGAAACAUUACCUGAUCCAUACGGUAUUGUAGCUGUUGUUGUAAAUCCAAAAGCUGGUGAAGUUACAGGCUGUGCAUUAAGUAUUGUUGGUUCUGCCAAAUCUCCAGAUCUUGACUAUUAUCCCAUCCCAUUAUAA